AUGCCCGGUUCCCCAGCGCGCCCCGGCCCCGGCCCUUCGAGGAAUGACCGACGCCGCGGCGCCUCUCGCCAUGGAGACAGCUACGACGACGAGCGUCCGAGGCUGACGUCUCCAUCUCCCGAGCGCAAGCGACGCAGAAGCACUGAGGAGCGAAGGAGGAGCGUGUCGCCGGCCAUCGACACUCGGGAGCCCAAGCGGCGGCGCCACGCCUCGCACCCUCGGCGAGAAAAGGGCAAGACUCACACGGUGGCCGACGACGGCGCGGAGAGGAAGCCGCUACCGUACUCGGCACGCCCAUUGGUCAAGGCGGAUCUGCAGACGCUGGAGCCCCUCUUUGUGCACUAUCUCAGUCUACAGAAGCGCAAAGACGCGUGCGACAUGGACGAGCGCGAGUUUAGGGGCAGGUGGAAGAGCUUCGUGGGCAAGUGGAACCGCAGCGAGCUGGCCGAGGGUUGGUACGACCCGGAGAUGCUUGCGCGAAUCUCGGCGUGGGCUGCGGAAGAGCAGGACGAGGAGGCAUUGGAAGCGCCGCAGCAAGGCUCAUCGGGGAGGUCCAACGAUGCCUGGGCCCCCAGCAACGAACAAGGCGGCUCUGCGGCGGGGGGAGAUGACGAUGACGACGACUAUGGCCCGACGCUGCCUCGAUCGAACCCCCGACGCCGUAUGGGCGCCAAGAUACCCUCGCUGCAAGACCUUUCCCUACGAGACGAGCUUAUCCAAGAGUCCAAGGAGGCGGAGCGCGAAGCCCUGCGCGACGCGCGCAAGGCCGACCGGGCGCUGCAAAAGCAGCGCCUCGAGGAGCUGGCGCCGCGCGCCGAGCCGGGGACGCGCGAGCGCAAGCUGGAGAAGCGGCGCGAGGCCAACGAUUCGAUGCGGCAGCUCCGCGAAAAGAGCCCCGGGAUGGAGGCGGGCAACGACAAGGAGCUGAUGGGCGGUGGCGACUCGGUGGACGAGUACAAGCAGAUGAAGGCGACGGAGCGGCGGAGGAAGUCGGAGCGGCAGGUCAAGAAGGAGGAGUUUGAGAGGGCCAAGCGCGAGAUGAUGGAGGCAAAGCGCUUGGCCUGGCAGCAGAGGGAGGAGGGGACGGUGAGCAUGCUUCAGGAACUGGCGAAGCGGCGGUUUGGCUGA
Hirsutella rhossiliensis is the source of this 1128-nucleotide messenger RNA. RefSeq names its product RNA helicase. The transcript has a single exon. NCBI's taxonomy places the organism in Eukaryota, Fungi, Ascomycota, Sordariomycetes, Hypocreales, Ophiocordycipitaceae. The record is from RefSeq and is a predicted model, not a curated record. Bases 1 to 1128 code for a protein of 375 amino acids.